CGAGGAAAUUAUUGUGAUGUCUGCGCAUGUAGGGCGCACAUGACAAUAAACAUGCAAUGGUGAAUAAGUAAUGGUAUUCGAUUUUGUGCAUCGCGAGGCGCAGCCGUGGUGGUGACGGAUAAAGCCAGGAGCACGCGCUGGCAGCGGCCGCGACUGCCGCUUUGCCCAGCUAGGUACGCGGCAGGCACAAAUUGUGUUGGGCUAUGUAAUUGAUUUCAGAAAAUGUGUAAGCAUGCGUCGGCCGCUUCAGAAUGUAGGUACGUUGUGUGCGCAUUUACAUCGUCCUUAUCAGCUGAUUACAUUCGGCCAGUGCAGUGGCUGCCGUGCACCACCAAAUGUUUUUAUUAAUCUUACACAGUCACGGGUACUGGUGCUAAUCAUUCGUCCACAUCUCUACACUUGCAUGCGUUACGCGAGGAAUAGUGAUCAGCGGUAGCGGGCGGUGGUGAUGCAGCGAGCUCACGGGGGCGGCGCCCCGCAUUCGCAGGCCUCCGCCACCGCUCACCCCAAUGUACGCACACACAACUCCUACGCAGACAUCGAUGAUCAGAUACCUGCUUCCGUGAUAAGUAGUGUGGGCACAGUAAGCCUGUCUCAAUCAUCAACGCACCCCACUACUAACAUAACGAUGGCCAACCCCACGAACCUGGGCAACGCCAGCAGCAAUGGGCAGCCGGCGGCCCAACAGACACCAACCCAGGCUCCCGUGCGAAACUUGCCCAAGAAACGGAAGUUUGACCCGUCAGUGCUGGAAGAAAUGAGCUGUUCAAACAACAACACAGUGAACGCUCCGCUUCCAGUCGAGUACCAGCCGCAGUACCAACAGUCAGUGCUGCAGCCGUCUCCAAUAAUCCAGCGCUCUUCUCCGCCUUCAGAAAUGAAGCCAUACAUCAAUUCAUACCCCAAUAUUGACUUGUCAGAAUGGCGGGACCACAGGGUGCUGGCGAAGCAACGGGGGUUGUAUGUUCCAGGAGUUAUUCGUCAGGCCGAGGGUUGUAAAGUGAUAGUGGAGUUCGACGGGCUCGAGAACGAGCCGGUGGAGUAUAGUGAUGUGUUCGGUGUGAAUAAGAACGAUGUGAUAAGUGACGCGAGCCCCCAAAUGAGCCAUCUGCACAUGGGGUCGCUGUGUGUCGUAAGGACUACGGACCCCAGCCGUGAGAAUGUGCAAAAUGUUUUCGUGGAAGGUCUUGUGUAUGAAGUUCUUAAUUCUCCUAUAAGGAUUAGAGUUAAGGUAACAGAUGGUGAUCUCUGCAAAGAAAUGGUGGAAGUGAAGCGAGCAGAUAUCAGACUGCUGCAGCCUCCGUGGGCGGAUGAGCUGGAGGAUGCUGGCACCCACACCUCGUCUUCCAUGCACCCCUCACUGCGUUUACAUCAUGUCCCUACUCAGAUGGGUGGCGAUAACUUCUACACGUCAUCCCCGAUGCCCGGCGCGGGCGCCGGUGGCGUAGUGACGGUGGGUGCGUUGUCCAACGGCUCAAUGGACGACUUGCGCAAGCGACAGCCCUUCGACGAUUACGGAGAAAGCGAUGACGAUCUGCGACGAGAGGACAUUAUGUUCCCCGCGGAUGUUUCGCAUAUGGCAGAUUGCAGCAACAGCAAACGCAGUAGUCUUCAGAGCCGAGGCAGUACGUCCAGUUUGCUGGAGAGAAGUCUCACACCAAGGUCCCAGCCUCCUACUCCUAGAUCUCAGGCGGCAACCCCGCACAAAUACAAGAAGGGGGAUGUAGUCUCGACCCCGACUGGUAUCAGAAAGAAGUUUAACGGUAAGCAGUGGCGCCGUCUGUGCUCAAAGGAUGGCUGCACCAAGGAGAGUCAACGACGGGGAUUCUGUUCCCGACACCUGUCUUUGCGAGGAGUGACCAGGUCUUCCAACACUCCGUUGGCACAGGGAUCUGCUCAUACUCCACAACAAAGAAGCAGCAGUAAAUCCCUGUCUUCAAGUGGUACGGGAGUCGAAGGCGACGAGACGUCGCGCGAGUCGGACACUACGCCACCACAUUACCGCGUCACGGGCCGGUUUGAUUCUGAUGAAACCGAGGCUGCUAAUAUGCUAGUGUCGCUGGGCAGCUCGCGGUCGGGCAGCCCGGGCGCGUCCCCGGUGGGCGGCGGCGGGUCCCCCGGCCUGCGCAACAACCUGUUCGUGCCCAUCUCCUCGCCGCAGCCGCAGCCGCAUCACCCGGCCGCCCUCUACCACCACCAUCUUAUCAGGCCAGAAUUAGUCCGACCUAGUCGAGUCAACUCACCGGUCGGUGGGGUCGCCACAAGCGUCAUCAGAGUGUCGCCAGGACCUAACUAUCAUUACCAGGUCGAGAAUAGAAACGGCCCAACAAUAGUUCAGACGAAUAAUGCCUCUCAAUCAAAUGUGAUUGGUGUUCAAACUUCAGGGCUGAACCUGCAAAACACAAUACAUACUAGCAUUAAUGCUACAACAACAACUCUAUCCAGCCUCACUCUGCCUUCAAGUAUAUCGCUCAAUCUGAACAACUUGAACACUCAAAACUUGCAGACAAGCAUUGCAAACACUAUUCGUAACACCAACGAGCUGGCACACAACUUGAUAGUACCGAGGACUAUCCCGACGUCGAACGGGAUAGACGUAGAGCAGAUAUACCGGACCCAGCCACUCCACAGGAACGGGAUCCAUGAGCCAUACCGCCGCGACACUGACAUGUCGCCGUCACAGAACAAUCAUGAAAAUUUUCUCAAUAGAAGAGUCUCGGAGUACGACGACGAUGACGAUGCAGUGUCGCAAAGAGAGAACAACAUACUCCGCAAUGUUAUUGAUACUCGGCCGCCCGAACUAUCCGAGACUCGCGUAAUGGAGGACAAUAAGAGGAUUGUAAAGCCGGCGCCGUUGCAGGCUCGGUUCUUGUCGGUCGUGGAGCCCGAUGUGAAGGAUCCUGUGAAGAGAUAUUACGUCACCAUGCUGCCUCAGAGUACCCCAGACAAGAAGUAUGUGUUUAUUAAGAACGAGCCUGGGGAGACUGUGCAAAUAGAGCAGCGUAUAAACCAUCUGACUCAACAAGUCAACAACAAUGACUCCGAGCCGGAACAUCGGGGAUUAGAUAACGGGGAUCAUGUAAACAACGUGAACAACAGUGCAGUGAUAGUGCACCCAAACCAGUUGCUACCGGUUUUACCGCCGCCCGCCUCGCACACUAUCAUCGUGUCGAGCAACACGUUCCCGUGGCAGUCGCUGGUGCCGCUGCUGGGCGCGGCGGGGGCGGGGGGAGCCGCGCCGCCGGCCGCGCCGCCGUCCCCGCGCACGCCGCGCACGCCGCGCACGCCGCACACGCCUCACACGCCUCACACGCCACACACGCCCGCCCCACUAAUCAAGUCUGAGGAUCAGAUCAAAACCGAGGCUAGCGACCCUCCGAUGUGUAUGGAUGAGGAUGACGAGGUGUUUGAGUCCGAGGACUCCGGAGUCGGCGGAGAUGACCCCAACAAGCGACCAUCACAGAAUACGUCGGCGCUUAACUCACCUGCCACGCAGGAAAAGAAGGAGCGUCGUAUCCGUCGUCCGAUGAAUGCGUUCAUGAUCUUUUCAAAGCGUCAUCGACAGAUAGUGCAUCAAAUGCAUCCCAACCAAGACAACCGUACUGUCAGCAAGAUCCUGGGCGAGUGGUGGUACUCACUGAAGCCUGAAGAGAAACAGAAGUACAACGAACUCGCCAGCGAGGUAAAAGAAGCACAUUUCAAAGCUCACCCAGAGUGGAAAUGGUGCAACAAGGAUAGAAGGAAGUCUUCCAGCAGUAAAGAUCCUACUGGGUCCAUGCCACAGAGUCCUCGAACGCCUUCAGAGGUGGUCACCAGCGGUUCUGUCACGAUCAAUGCAGAUCUGCCGGUGCCUGUUGCGUCAUACAACCAUUUGGGAUCUCCGCAGCUUAGUGACGAUGAGCAAAUGCCUUCACAGACAGAAGAACCUCCGCCAGCAGUACAAAACCUAGAGAUUGACCUGAAGUGUGGAGAAAAAGUGACCGACUCGGACUCUGAAGGCCUCGACACGCGGGACUACUUGCCGUCACACCACGACCACACUAGGAGACCCAAACCCAUCAAAGCUAGGGCUGGUUCUUCAGACAAUCUCCUCGGGGGUAUUACAGCGUCUAGUCCUGGUGGACCGAAGGGUUUCCAGCCAACAGGCGGCGCGUUCAAAUCUACGCAUGCUGAUACCAACGACAGCCACAGGCUGUGGUCGGCGGCGGCGCUGAACAAGCAGAGCGUGGCGGGCAGCAUGGCGGGCAGCCUGGCGCACAGCGUGCAGACCAUCUCGCUGGACUCCGCCAUCGCCAACAUCAUCGCCGCGCCCGCCGCCAGCCAGGUGAUCUCGAGUGGUAUAUCCAACACGAUUCAGACGCCGACGUCUACGCCAAUGGCUUCGACACCGCUAGGUAACCCCGUGCUUAAGAGCUUCACCUUCGUCAAACGGAGUCUUGGGGACAAUUCGCCUUUUAUUUCUCCAGGUCCUGGUCCCCUGACGCUCUCCCUGGAUGCGUCAGGCAAUCUGCUCCUGAAGCCGAGCCAGUCUACCGACAGUCCUGCCUCCGACCAGUCCAUGCACUGCGUCCAUCUGCAGCGGUUGUAUGUACCAACAUUCAAUACUGAAGUGGAGCCCCCGAAGAGUGGCAGCCAGGGCUUGCUGAGCGUGCAGCCCGCCCCGUCCGUCAUCGUCUCGCAGACCAACACUGGCGCCGCGCCCAAACUGAACGCGCAAUGGGAAACACCAGUGGAAGAGACGCGGCCAUUCCCUCUCGCACCCACGCCGGCACAGCUCGGCAGGGCACCGCUACAGAAGCGACUUAGUCGAGGGACGUCGACGGGGUCGUGCGGCAGCGGCGCGGCGGGCGCGGACUGCGCGGACGCGCGCCCCGACUGCGACGGGCCCAGCGGGGCCAGCUCGCCCAAGCACGACCUGCCCAGCCCCAACCAGAAGAAGAGUCUCUUCAAGAAACGCAACGAGGAUGGCCGAGACAAGGUACUGGAGACGGUGAACUUCGAGCAGAAGUUCAGUACACUGCCCCAGUUCAAGCCGGAGGCCUGCAGCCCCAGCGCCAUGGUGGUGCCGCGGAGUCCACAGCUCUACAUAAGGAAGAAACACAACAAAAUGGAGGAAGAAGGCACGGCGGUAACCCCGCAGCUGGAGGCGGAGGUGGUCAACGGGAACGGAAUGCCCACUCCGCACUCAUACGGCACGCCGCAUACCACCACCAACAAACUCGUCGGGAACACAUUCUUCGGACCUGACUUCAAUCUCGACACUUAUCGAGUGGGCGGCGAGGGCGCGGAGGAGAUGUCGCCGCGCACGCCGUGCAGCGCGGGCGGCGCGGGCGGCGCGGGCGGCGCGCGCGGCGAGGCGGGCCACCGCCGCGUGCUGGAGGCGCGCCGCCACCUCGUGCUCAAGCUGUUCCAGGAGCACGGCAUGUUCCCCACCACGCAGGCCACCACGCACUUCCAGGCUACGCACAUGGACAUUUUCCCAACAAAAAUGGCACUACAAUUGAAGAUUCGGGAAGUGAGACAGAAACUGAUGGCGCAGUCGAACCUUACUCCUCACUCGGAAGUAAAUACCCCAACUAUAAACUCUCCGAUCGCGUCAGCGCCUUUUCAACCGACUUCUACGGCCAGUUAGCGAUGCGGAUACACCAUCUCCAUCAUUGUGCGCCAGUAGUAGCAUCGCCCGACAUAUACGAGAUAUCUGCCAACACCCCAAGCAGGGUUUGUUCUCACGAUGGACUCAUGCCACGAAACUUGAUCAUGAAUGCAAAAGCAUUUACUACAGUGAUUAGAUUAAUGUAUAGAGAGACUCGUUUAUAGUAUUUUAUUAUUAUCUAGAAACUAGAAAUACUUUUUUAAUUAAUAAAAAGAUAAAAAAAAAUCCCAAAAAGUUGAUAAUAUUUUAACCCAGUUUCUCAAAGGUUUGUCAAAUUAAUAAUCAACUAACACUUGUCAGUUGUCAUGGUGGUCAAAUCCAACGACUUAUAAUAAACAAUAUAUUCCAUCUAAGAAGGCGUAUGGAAUCUAGAAGGUGACACUCGCCACUCAUCCAACGAAGCAAUCAGUCGUUAAUAUUAUAUAACACCUAUUUUAAUGCUUAAUAUAAAAAAUCAAAUAGCUCAUUGUAAACACUUUACAAUAAAGGUGUUGAAUUUUAUCAUUGAAAUAAUUCAAUGGAUAUUUUUACAUAAUUUUGUCUUGUCAAACCUUUCAGAAACCGGGUGUGAGUCUAUGAGAAUUGGCGAUGCAUGGUCAAAUUAAUUCGGUAAUUUAAAAUUAUAUGUUUAAAGUAGUUUUAUCUAAAUAAUAAAUGGUACUAAUGGUUUGUUCCCUUUUCCAUAGUAUAUUGAUGUUAAAUUGUUAAACAAUGUAAGAUCCAUGCGGUCGCAGCUAACUAGACUCACGCACCCGGCUGCCCAGUGCCACAUCUAAAUGAAUGUGAAGAGGCAGUCAGACAGUAUGAGAUAGAUAUCCAUAAUUAUGCAGAAAUUACAAGUAGGUAAUAAAGAAAAGCAAAAACAGGCUUCUUUCUUCUGAGGAUCCUUUGACGUCAAAUUGUUAUGAAACACGUUAUUGUAGUUAAAGUUUUUAGCAAUAUGGCAUUAAAGUGACCUCAGACUUAUAGGGACAUAUCUAUAUUUGCUUUUAAUUGGUUAUUGAACUAACAGAUCAUUUGUUAUAUCGUUUUAGCCAUUGUCAUUAUGGGCACGAUCUCAAUUCUUAUUUUGUAUUUAAAUCUUUUGUUGGUGAGUGUUGUAAGACUUAAAUAUUAUAUGUUAUUGCAAAACUACUUCAUUAUUUCGUUGCGGUUUUACACCGAAACUCUUUGGCGUUUAAGUAUGUAAUAUUAAGGUCUAAACUUGUCCUACCAUUGAAUUUAUUUAGUCUUUUUUUAGAUGCUCAGUAGGUUUUAUCAUCUCGGUAUGGAGCCUUUUUAUAUAACAAUAUAUUACACGUAAUUACUUACAAAUAACUAUAUGCCGUAAUAACUUUUUAUAGAAUUGAUCAAGUUGAAUUUCGUUGCAAUAUGAGAAUCGAUAUAUUAGAAAGGAUAUUUAAUAUUUGAAUAUAUUUUAUAGAAUUAUGUAUGUAUGAUAUACUUAGUACAUUUACUCCACAUUAGAGGCCUUAGUGCAAGUUUGUUAUAUUUAAAGUAAUCGAAACGAGGCCAGGUUCGGCGCUCUGAUUGGUUGGUUCAUUGGAGCCGGCCAAUCAGAGCGCUAAACGCGGUACGGGUACUCGUACUAACGCCUCUGUACCUUUAGCAAGAUAUGUUUUGUUUUGCUACCUUCCCCUGAGACUAAGAAUUACUAAGGGAAAUUAUUGAGUUGGUAAUAAUGGGGUAUCUAUUAGAAAAUAUUUGUACUGGUUUUAACAGUGUUAAUUACUUGCAAUCAGUCAUUAAUCACCAUUUUGUUUAUCAAUGCAUGUAGUGACUUAGACUAUGUAAGUGAUAUGUCUUGCACCACAGAGUGAGAGUGUCGAGUAUAUGAAUGAGUGACGUUUGAGAAAGGAACUUUGGUGCGAAUACUUUCUAACAAUUGUGCAAGUCUAUUAUUUUGUAUUGUUUUAUAUUUACGUUGUGAUGUUGGUCUUCCAAUGGUUUCAAAUUAUUUCAUUUUAUUAGAUUUAUAUCUACUUAUUUAAUUAUGUUUUAAUAAAGUAAGUACGUUGUACAGUGAUUUAACAAGAGAGUCGGUAAUGUUGUGUACGAGUGACACUGAACGUGAACAUUUAAUACUUACUUAUAUUGAGUCUUUCAGUCGGUAAGAUUGAAGUAGCGGUAUCCAUUUUGAAUACAUAAUGCUAUCGUCUACAAAAAUAGCUCAAAUCUGUAACGACACUAGAUAAAUAAAUAUUUAUACAAUAAUUAUCUCAUUGUAAAUAUUAGUCGUAUUGUAUACUAGCACUAGGUAUUCCUGGCUCUCAAAGUAAUUAAGGUUUUAUUUAGAUAUUACUAAUAAUAUGAUAUAUAAUUUAUACAUGUAAAAUUUCGGCCAAUACAAAUUUUAUGUAUAUCAAAAUUGUAUUUUUUAAAUGAUCUCUUCGGCGUUAAUAUUAUUUAAAUAAUUGCUGUAGGAGUCCGGAAGUGAAAGGAAUUUAUUAAAAGUAUAUAAAACAUAAGAGAUAUUUUCGCACGGUUAAAUAUUGUAUCUCGAUAGAUAAGUAGACGGGUCCGGUACCAAAGCUCGUCAGUUUGUUGUAAUGGAACUACUUAAAAUGUAGCGUCAUAGCGUUCCUUACAGUUCUCGUGUACUGCAAGCUGGCAAUGUUAAACUUACGGGAUUUGGUACGUACUUUCGAUUCAUCGUAAUCGUGAUUGUUGUCUUACAUUUUAACUCUUAUAUAAUACAAGUGUUGUUACCAGUUAGUAGUAAUGUACACAUAUAUUUUCGUCCCUAAUUUGAAUUAGUUAUUCAAACUAGCCGCUCUGUGUGGUGCCACACGUACUUUUAUGUUAGCGUUGAGGGAAGCAGGGUAAUUAAUUCAAAGUAAGGGCAAGCUAUAGGCCUCUUUUCUUAAUCAGUGAAUUAAUUAGGUAUUUAACUUUCAACUCUGAAUAACAAUACAAUAAGAUCGGUUUCAACUUACAUAAAAUGUAAAUGUAAUAAAACACUGUCUUUAGUAAUGAAUGUUUAAUAUCUUUUUGUGGCAUACGAAUAUCAUCCCGAUUGAAUGAAAGUUGUUGAUUUUAUUUCGACCAUCGAGCCUUUAGUUGUGUAACGAUUACAUGAUUCGAUUUAUUUUAACAAUAUUAAUUUUUAGAUUUAUAAUAUAAUUUUAAAUUUCUACAAGCACUAUUUUUACAUACAGGUGGGUCACUGAAGCCGACGUCCAAAUGGCACUAGGCGGACGGCAAGGUUAUAACAGUUAUCAGAAAAAUAAUAUAAAAAAAUGAAGUCAUAAGUCAAUUUAAGUCUUUUUAGUGAUUAUAAUAGGUCUAGGUUACGAGGAUUUUAGUUACGCUUUGGAAAUACUAGAAUGAAUUUAAGUCCAAAUAACUUGCGAUGAUCUUACCGAAACGUAGUCUCUCACUGUGUACCUAAGCUCAAGGCUGCUCAGCGCGCUAUGGAGCAUCUUUAUGAGAUCGAAUUAAAAGUAACGGAUUAGCAAGUUGUAGUGGCAGUGGGCAGGGCAGGGCCGUCUUAGACUACGCUGAGGACCUUGAGGCACACAAUUAUAUCGUAAAAUCGUAUCGUGAGCGCAUUUAAAAUAUACAAGUUCACAUACACGUUAUACCUAGACCCGAAACAACUAAUUGUAGAUCACACAAAAAUUUGCUCUGAGCGGGAAUCGAACCCGCUACACGUUGAAGGGUAGCCGGUUUCCGCGCAACGUGUAGCGGGUGUGUGUCCAUCUUAAAUUGGCAGUCCUUCAGAGUCCCCUGAGGAUGGGGGCCCUGGGCACGGGCCCCGAGUGCCGUUAUAAUAAAUAGUACUGGGACAGGGGGCUUAC
Messenger RNA from Spodoptera litura, 9453 nucleotides. Lineage: Eukaryota; Metazoa; Arthropoda; Insecta; Lepidoptera; Noctuidae. The record is from RefSeq and is a predicted model, not a curated record.